AGCCCGCCGAGGCCCGGGCCGCGCUGCCCCGCAGGGGAGGCUCCUCUCCUGGAGCUGCCCUCGUGCAGUCUGGAACCUGAAGAAAACAUGUGGAGUGGGCUGCUACCUCCUGGCCUAAGUGAACAUGAUGCUGAGUUGAAUUCUGAAGAUGAAGCCACACUGGAGAACUCUGGGCUUAACUUAAAGGGAGAUCAAGAAGAGGGGCGCAUUACAAAAGCAGGCUUCGCAGCGUCCCCUAGAGAUGGCCCCAAACCCGAAGCAGAAGCAAAUGUGAAUGCUUAUGAAGAAUGUCCUUCUGGAAUUCCCUUAAAUAUGUGGAAUAAAUUUCAAGAGUUGCAUAAAAGACAUUCUGAACAGAAAACCUCAACUUCAAGAUCUAAAGGGAGAAAAAGAAAACGCUCCAAAAAAGGUAGCUUGAAGGAUGAAGAAGAAUCUCAGAGUGCACAGACUUCAAGUGAAACCCAGUGGAAGGAACUUACUCAGUAUUUUGGAAUUAAUGAUAGGUUUGAUCCCCCUGUUAAAAAGAAAAAAGUUGAGAAGUCCGGCCUGGAGAAGAGCGUCGACCAGGCAGUGGGUGAGUGGGACAUCGAGAAGGCCGAGGAGCUCAGCGACCAGCUGGCCACACGCGAGCUUGGUGUAAAAAUUGCCAAAGCGGUUGCCUGCCACAACUUUGUAAAAGCCAAAAAGGACGCUGAAAAUUCACAGGUUGCAAGAAAAAAGAAGAAACUUGCUUGGGGGUUUGAAGCAAAGAAGAGAUGGGAGACCAAAAGCAACAUGGGGUACAUGUGACUGCAGAGUCUUGCCCACGUUUGCGUCUCUGCUCAAGCUUUGAUUGGGGUCUUCAGUUGCCCUGUUUACUGAAAAGAUAUUCCUGCUUCUGUGAAAUAUACAUCAGGAAAUUGAUAGAAGUAGAAAAAAUAAGCAUAAAAUUUAAAAGUUGAUUAUCAAAUCUUUUCAGUUCUUUCUAGAAUCCAUCCUAUUGAAGUGAAUGAAAAGACACGUUCUGUUACUCAUACGCAAAAUCUAAGCAGACAUACAGGAAAGGAAGAUAAGAUUUUAUUUAUUUAUAUAGGCCUCAGUACAAAUCAGUUUCACUUCCCGUCUGUAUAGUGUAGCGUCGCCAAUGCGUUCCUUGUACCUUCUUAUCUGUGCUCGGUGCGCUGCACUUCUGGAAUUGUGUUUUUAAGAUUGGCAUUUGUUUAUAAUGGAUUAGUUAUAAGUACAGCAAAGUCUCAGUUGAUACCGUCUUUACAAAUGACUUUAAUUAUCUUAAUGUUUUAAUAGUAAUUAUUGGUUUUUUAAUGGAGACAGUUUCAAAGUCAAGCAAUUGAUUAAUUUUUGUGUACCUUCAGAGAAAACAUUUCAAUAAUAAAAUAUAUAUAUAUAU
Talpa occidentalis (Iberian mole) is the source of this 1387-nucleotide messenger RNA. It is a transcript of the gene FAM204A, whose product is annotated as family with sequence similarity 204 member A. Lineage: Eukaryota; Metazoa; Chordata; Mammalia; Eulipotyphla; Talpidae. The coding region runs from base 88 to 789 and encodes 233 amino acids. The record is from RefSeq and is a predicted model, not a curated record. The transcript has 8 exons.